AAUCAGCCAGCGUUGUCAUCAGACAUUUUCCAGCCGAUUUUCGCAUGGAAAAAGACUGGCAAAAGGCUGGAAAUAUGUAGCAACGACAACACGUCUGAAGUGCACCCACGGAAUAGUGCGAGUGUAAACGAUCAGCGGCAGUGCAGGGUCGACAUGGUCAUGGAAAAUGUGGUAGUUUGAAGCAACCACACCGUUGAGAUAUAGCGCAUGUUGUUGCCGCUGCCCUCAUGGAAGAGAAGCCGGAAAAAGUGACAAAAAUGUUAGUCGACAGAAUCGACGGUGGAAAAGUAGAUCGUGUACAGUUGUGAAAAAGUUCCCAUAGAAGGAUUUACGUUGAUGUUUUAUGUGGUUUAAGUUUUUUUUUCUGAUAAAGUGAGAUUUAUGUAAAGUGAGUUCGAUGAUUCAUAGUUAUUAGUGUGCAUCGCCGACUGUACCUAUGUUUCGGUGCUUACGAUAGGCCGUACGAAUAUCGAGGUUAUUUUAGAAAAGUAUUGACUCAAGACGAGAGUAUAAUGGAUCCCGAGCAAAUUAUUCUCGAUAAUAACGAUUUUGACGACGGUUCGGAUUAUGGCGAAUACGAGUUUAUGCAAGAUCAAGAUGCUCUCUCGUUGAAUGCUCCUCUAGAUGCCAUCCUUGAUCCGACGACAACGCCGAUCUCGUGCCAAUCCUCGCCGAUAGAGGACUCCCUCACGCUAUCGGCCAAUCUAGAGGAGCAGCCGGCAGCGUCGUCGGUCGCGAUCAGAGCAGCGACAGUAGAAGCGUCGACCAUCCGUACGGUAGCUUCGAGUUCGGCCAGUCAGCAGCAGCAGCAGCAGCAGCAGCAGCAGCAAAGGCCUACACAGAAGCUUACCAUCAAAACGAUCAUCCUAGGCAGCCCGGCGGUUGCCACCACAGUGAGCGGCGGUGGCGGACACGGUUCGUCCUCGUCUUCCUCUACAUCGUCAUCUCCGUCCUCUUCGUCCCCAUCGUCAUCCGUGCCUUCGCCAGCGUCGUCGAUCGGUGUACGCUACGGACUGGGCGGUGGCAAACCAUCGGCAGCGGCCCUACGGCGCGGUCCGGGACGUCCGAAGAAAGAUUUCAUUCCAUUGCUAAAGAUGUCGACCGGUAGCGCGAGUUCGUCCUCGAGUUUCGCUAGCGGCGCCACGAUGUCGACGACGACGACGACGGCGACGGCGAUGGUGAAAGUGAGUGGAAGCUCCGCCAUGACUGCUGCUCCUGGAACCACAUCCACGACCGUUGGCGUCGGUGGUUCCUCACCAUCGUCAGAGAGCAAGAUCGUUAAAAGCCCAAGAUCCCCGUUUCCACUGCUUUUUAGAUAUAAAAAUACUAAUGUUGUUCGUGGUGGUAUUCCUAAAAGGAAAGCGGAGCUAGCUGCCAUUUCACUAAACGAUUCCACCUCCAAUCCUUCGGCAACAAUGGCCAACGCGCGCAGUCCUCCUUCAAGCAGCCUUGCCGCUCCGCUCUCCUCACCGCCCGGUGCGACCGGGUUCGGAUCGUUACUGUCAUCGCCAAACGACGACGGUGGUACCCUCGUUGGUGGUGCUCCCAGCACCGCGAACAGUUCCGUCGCGUCUACGCCCACCGCCGAGAUAGACGCUGACCCGGCACUUCUCAUGCCGGCACCGGACGAGAUGCCGUACUUUCCGGAAAAGUACCCCGGCAAGGUGUGCAUCCUGUGCAAUCUAGGAGAGCGCAGCCAGCUCGGUCAGGGUGAGAUGUUGCGCAUCGAGAUGACGCUGGCCGCCGACCAGAUAGCUUCCGCGCUGUCGCAGGACGAGAAGGCAAUCGCGUCCGGGUUGGGAAUAACGGACCCCUCGGGAGCCCUGGGGGAUAUCUUUGGCGAUAAGAGUCCCAAAGCAUCCGGUCUAGGGCCGCCACAGUUUGGGGGCAGCAAGCGCCAGAAAGGAUCGAACAAGUGCAAGAAUCCCAUUGCGAACGCCGAAUAUACGGACGAACUAGAAAAGAUCGGCCAUCUGGAGGUGAUCGACAGUUCCAUCAGCGAUGGCGGGUACUUCUACAUUCAUCGUUCUUGUGCGCUCUGGUCGUACGGGGUCGGCCGUGACCCGGUCAGUGGGACGCUCAGCAAUCUGGAGGUGGUGGUGGUGCAGAGCCUUAGCAGAAGAUGCCACUUCUGUGCACAUUAUGGUGCAAGUUUAUCGUGCAAGAUGUCCUGCCCGAAGUGGUAUCACUUUCCGUGUGUGGCCGCCUCCGGUGGGUUCCAGGUCAUCCAGACGUACAACAUCUUCUGCAAGGAGCAUCUCGGACAAGUGCCUUUAGUGUGUGCGGAGGACAUCAACUGCCGGCAGUGCUCAGCGCUCGGUGAUGUCGGAAACCUGGUGAUGUGUUCGAUCUGCGGCGACCAUUACCAUGGCACGUGCGUUGGGUUGGCACAGUUGCCGGGUGUGCGCACUGGCUGGCAGUGCAAUUCGUGCAAGAAGUGUCAAAUCUGUCGUGUACCUGACUCGUCCGAGGGCCGCUCGGUAGCGUGUGAACUGUGUGAUAAGAUAUACCAUGCAAGCUGCCUGCGACCGAUCAUGACCUCGAUACCGAAGCUCGGCUGGAAGUGCCGCUGCUGUCGGGUGUGCUCGGACUGUGGUGCGCGUACGCCGGGUGCCGGUGCGUCGUCCCGAUGGCAUUCGCACUACACGGUCUGCGAUUCGUGCUAUCAGCAGCGCAACAAGGGAUUCUCCUGCCCGAUCUGCCAUCGGGCGUACCGGGCCGCCGCUCAUCGGGAGAUGGUUAAGUGUAGCGUGUGCUACAAGUUUGUCCAUAGUACCUGCGAUCCGGAUGCCGACCUGUCGACGUACCACAGCCGAAAGGAAGCCAAUUCGGAGUACGAGUAUUUGUGCAGUCCGUGCAAAACGGUCCUGCACAACGGACGGCUGGCGGCAGCACUACGUCGCAGCAGUGGCAGUGUUGAUGACGACAGCAUGUCCUUGUCACAGGACAGUCUAAAUGACGACGCGAUGGAGGUGGACAGCUGCGGAAUUGGUAGCGAAGGCGGUCGGGAUAGCAUUCGGGAGCGUCUCGAACGGUCCGGCACGUCCGACGUAGGUCUCGGUAAGGGAAAGCCGUAUGUAGCGAGCAAGAUCGCAAAAAAGCGGCUUAGCCUAACGCUCAGCGGGGUCUUGGGCAAUAAUCGACCUAAGGGCAUCGGAAAAGGGUUUCAAAAAAAGACCCGUCUGGCGGAUAUCACACGCAAGCGCGGAUCAAAAGCGAAGAUGCGCGGGAUUUUCGGUGUACCCGGGCUCGGGCUGCAACGCCCGACUGCCGACCUUGUGGCGACGACAAAAUCAAACGAGGAAGAACCGGGUGGUGAGAACAGACUCGUUCUGUGUUCGGCAAAGGAUAAAUUUGUCCUCACACAGGACAUCUGUGUGAUGUGCGGUGCCAUUGGAACGGACCAGGAGGGUUGCCUAAUCGCAUGCACUCAGUGUGGCCAGUGCUACCAUCCGUACUGUACGAAUGUUAAGGUAACGAAAGUGAUACUACAAAAGGGCUGGCGCUGCCUUGACUGUACGAUAUGCGAGGGUUGCGGCCAACGGAACGACGAAGCCCGGCUGAUUUUGUGCGAUGACUGCGAUAUUUCGUACCACAUCUACUGCAUGGAUCCACCGUUGGAGCACGUUCCGCAAGGCACGUGGAAGUGCAAAUGGUGCGCCAUGUGUCUGAAGUGCGGCACAAACAGUCCCGGGUACAACUGCAACUGGAUGAACAGCUACACCGAGUGUGGCCCCUGCGCUAGUCAGUCCAACUGCCCAUCAUGCAACGAGGGUUACGCGGACGGAGAACUUAUUAUCCAGUGUCACCAGUGUGAACGGUGGCUGCACAGUGCCUGCGAUCAGAUCAAGAACGAAACCGAAGCGGAACGUUGCGCGGAGGACGGUUAUAACUGUCUCCUUUGUCGGCCGGGCGAUCAGCCACCACCCCAUCUGGUGCCAAAGCGCAGGUUACCGUCGGUGACAAUCGCAGCGAUUCCAACGGUAACGACUCCUAAGUCGGCGUCGAAACUGGAGGAAAGGAUUGUUCCACUCGCUCUCGAGGGUAACCACUAUCUCGAUGGUGUGUGCUUGAGCGAGCACGGACUGCACCAGAUAAAGGCGCUCCAGGCCGAGUUUGGAAAGCGAGGGAAACGGAAGCCGAAGCUUCCGGCGGAACCGCCACCGGCACCAGGCAAAGACGCUGCCAUACUGGCAGCCAUCGAGUCGGUGGUAGCCGGCAGCAGCCACGAUAAUUCCCUAGAAGGUCUUGAACCUCUCGAUCCAAAGGAGGAGGCUGAAAUCUACAAGGACGGUAUGGUGUGGAACGAUCCUACGCCACCCGAAGGGUUCGCCUUGUUUACCACCGAAAGUGGCACGGUGGUGCUGCGCAAGAAACGGCAGCGUAACCUGCAAAAACUAGGCAUCGGAGGUUUCUUCGUGCGGAACAGGGGCGUGCGGACCAAAGAUGGCAAGGAUGACGAAGAUCUGGGCGAUGGCACCUUGGACGAGGACGGCGCUGCCGGUGGGGCGACAAAACCAAAGAAGAAGCCCAUUCGGCGCAAGCCGAAAAGUAAGUUGAUCGAAAUCUACCCCAACAUCCUGCAGGAUGCAUUCUUCGGUCGGUCACUUUUGAGUGCCAGCAUGCCAACAUUCGACAUCGUGGCCAGCGACGACGACGUGAAGAGUGAUGUGUCGGAUGACAAAACGGUUAAGCUGUCGGCGGAAGAGUUGAAACUAUUCGAGGCUGUCAAGACGAAGGAGGAAGAGAUCAACAACCAACUGUCUAAUGAACAAAGCGCCGGUGUUCUGGCUGUUCCGAGCACCACAAGCCAGCUGGUGAGAAAUCAACCAAUUACAGGUCAGCCAACUAAACAGCAUGCCGGCGGUAGGCGCACGCCUUCCGCUGCCGCACAUCUACCGGUCACGGAAGGCGGAAACGUAACUUCAUCGGCUGUGGCCACCAAUAUGUCUUCCAAUGGGGCUGCAAAUGUUGUGACCGGUUGUGCUAGUAGUGGCUCUGCUCCUCUCGGUAGCGCUACGGGUGUUCCGUCCGUCGGAGUUUCAACUAAAAUGGAGGAAGACGACAACAGCGACACGGAGGCGCUGAAGGAUGUGCUAGGCCUCCCGACAGACUUUAACGAGGAAGAGUUCGUAAGCCAAAUAAUGAACGACGACGAGCUCACGAAAAACUCCAGCGCAUUCGAUGAUCUCACCACCGCGACGGAGCUUGGCGAAACGCUUGCGAAGGCUUCAAAGGACGAGCUGGAUAUAUUGAGCCCGCACUUUGAUCUGGCCAAUUUCGGUCAGAUGGACAGCAAAGUGGUGGAGGAAAUCUUCAAAACGGUUCUUACCGACGAAUCGCAGGAAUCUCAGGAGUCUAUGCUUGCGGGUACCAUGACACCUUAUACGUCCAACACAUCAACGCCAUCGCAUAGUGCCGACGUAACAAAAAAAGCCGUGAACACACGGUACAUCGCAGCAGGCGGUGUGCAACCAAUGAUGCAGCAACCGGCACAGCAACAGCCGAUGCAAGAGCAUCCUACCCACUUACAUAAUCCAUCACAACAACCACAGCUUCAAGUGCAACAACAACCGCAGCAGCAGCGUCAGUUGCCGGCCGGUAUGGUUUUGGCGCAGCCCGUUCAAUCUGCCGGCAUGGCUGGUCAACAGGUGAUGCUGAACGAACAAGCACAUGCCGCUGCAACAGGUAGCAGCAUGGGAAUGCAGCCAAAUCCAUCGCAGCAGAUGACGAACGCCAUGGGUGGUAUGGCUCCGACACACAUUCCACAAUCCGUCCAUGGACAGUCUAACAUAAUGGGCGGUCAAAUGAUGUUGAACCAACAACAGCAGCAACAGCAACCAGGGACAAUCGGUGUCAUGCCACCAGGCAUGAUGCAGGGUCCGAAUCUUGGUCCUAAUGGACCUCAGCAACAAACUCCACUGCAGCAACAGCAGCAGCAGCCGCAACAGCAACAACAGCAGCAAGGCAUGCCGAAUUCAUACACAAUGAUGCCUUCCCAAGCACAACAGCAGCAAAUACCUUUAACAGUCAGUGGUUCUAUACCGCAGGACGUAAACCAACAGCAGCAACAUAUGAACCGAGGGUAUUAUUCUAAUGACUUCCUUUCCCAGAGAGCCAUGAUGAGUGCAUACCAGGAUCCUUCCCAGUGUCAGUCAUCGGUUACAGUUCCAUCGCAGCCACCGAUGCAGCAAUCGGGCCAGUGGCAGAACCAAAAUAUUCCGCUGGUGGCGGGUGCCGGCCCGAUCGAUACUUCGCCGGGGACUUUAGCCAGGGCCACAACCCUCCCGCAGGGUCCCGCAGCAGCGUCUGGUGCCGGUGAAAUGGUCGGUACGCUGGACGAAAGCAAUAUGAAGAGUGCGCAAAAGCUGUCCGAGAAGAUGCGGAAGGACGAAAUGCUCGGCGAUAUGGCCACCAUUUCCUCGGUUCUGUACUGCAACAUGCGCCACCCCGAGCUGAAGACGGAGUACCCGAACUGGAACGAACGCUGGAAGCAGAUCAGCAAACGAUGGCGGCUGCUGUCGAACGAGGACAAGCAACCCUUCCUGCAGCACGCGCGAGACAAUCGUUCGGCCAGCAAGAUGAAGAAAACACAACAGGUACCACAGUUAUCACCCAAAGAUGGCAAUAGCAAUAGUUCUGGUAUGAUGAACAUUGUCGGUCCCUCGUCUGCAUCUUCUCCCUCUUGCUCCUCAUCAUCAAACAUAUCGGGAUCGCUAACCACGGAAACGGGUUCCAUGUUAAUGGGGUCGGACCAAACGGUGGCUGGCGGUUUGGUACAACAUCAUCUCGGAACUCAUCAGCAGCAGCAGCCGCAGCAACAGUCACAGCAGCUUCAGCAGCAGCUCCAACAACCGAUGGUGAGACAGCAGCAGCCAUCGGUUCCACAUGGACAGCAAAUGCAGCACCAGCAGCCGCAACAGCACCUGCUGCACAGCACACUACAGCCGCAGCCGCUACUUGAGGAUCAGGAUAAAAUAAAUGCACAACAGAAAAGCAUGCGCGAGGCGGAGCAGGAACGUCAAUGGAAGCAGUUGCAGCAGCAACGAGCUCGGGAGCAGCAAUCGCAGCAGCAUUUGCUGUUGCCAGAGCAACGAAUGCAAGAUCCAACAAUGCAACUGCAAGUUGCGACAGAUGUGGGACCGGGAAUGAGUCCAAUGGCAAGCCCCUCGCCCAAUUCAAGAGGUCCUUUCGUUUCUCCCGUAAACAAAACCCGCAUGCCUCCAUCGGUCGGCGGUAGUAUGGGAAUGAAUGCCCCCUCCAGUCCCGUAUCCGGUAGCUUUCAGCAUCCAAUGGGUAUGCCAGCUAGAGGGCUUCCCGUACCGAUGCAACAACAACGCCAGCUGCCCGGUCCGGUUGGUCAGGGGAAUCGAAUGCCAUUGAGUCCGUUUUCACCUCAGUCGCAACAGCCACAAUCUCCACAUGAUGUUAUGCCGGAAUCCCCCGUGAGUCAGCACUCCGGCAUGGAUCCGUUCGUGCGCCCUCCUUCCGAAGGCCUUGGAUCGGAUGGAUACGCCGUCCAUCAUUCACCGCAAACUCCCCGGUCCAUGGGACACCAAAGCCCAGUGGCAGCUGCCAACAGAAGUCCCGCCUACACGGGGCCACAGAUUGGACCCAACGUUGUCCCAGGCAGUAUGCGCAUGAACACGAUGGAUGCUAGCGGGUACGCGGGUGCACCAGGCACACCGAGGCCUCAGUUUUCGUCAGGCACUUCUAGACCGACGGUUUACGCACGUCCUGGUGACUUGUUUGGCCCGAUGCAAGGCUCGCCUUUCACCUCGCCCCGCUCCGAUGGAUUCGCCCAGUCACCGCAGGAAGGGAAUCGACAGUUGCGCGAUCUUUUGCAACGGCAACAACUCCCUGCACCGAAUCCACCAUCCGGUGGUCAGAUGAACAAUGUUGCUAGCGGACCGGCGAGUGGUGUUGGUUUGAUGCAACAAUCGGUUGCCCAACAGUCACCUCAAGCCCAAGUGCAGUCGCCGGGAGGGUUUAUGGACGAACAGCAGCAACAGCAACAACAACAGCAGCAGCAGCAACAACAAUUGCACCAGCAGCAAUCCCAAAUGCAACAACAACAGCAGGCUGCCCAAGUACAACAACAGCAGCAGCAGCAAUCUCAAAUGGCGCAACAACAACAACAUCAACUCGUGCAACUUCAGCAGCAGCAGCAGCAACAGGCCGGAAUAAUGCAAGGAGUACAGAGUCAAGGCCCAAUGCCUUCCAGCCCCACCGAUUUGGGAACGUUCCGACAGCCGUUGCCACCAAACAUGAUGGCUAGACCGCGUAUGCCGGGUACGAUGAUAAGACCGACCGGUAAUAUCGUCGUAGGAGCCAACAAUCAGAUCCUCGUUCGACAGCAAAUUGUCCGCUCUGCAGGCCCAAAUCAGUUGCUUAUAUCUCAACAGCAGGGAAUGAUGCAACCGCAGCAGCAACAAUCAGGGCAGGUACUGCGGCAACGAAUGCAAAUUAUUGGUUCCACUGUCCCCGAGGGAACACAGUUUGUCUCUCCAAUGGGACAUUUGAUGCAUGUCCAGCAACAACAAAUGAUCACGCAACCACAUCAGCAACAACAAGUACUUACCCCUUCACAAACCGACCAACACAACAUUGCGCUUCUAGCCCAACGGUUGGCGGGUGAGGGUGACGCACAUGUUGUUCCCUCCUCGCCGAGAACGUCACAACAAAUCCAGCAGCAGCAGCAACAGCAACAACAGCAUUCACAGCAACUGCAGCAGCAAGCAUCGGCAUCUGGUUCUGGACAAUCGGAUGGAUCGUCAGAAAUUCCGGAUAGCGUUAGUGCUGAGUUGGAGAAACUGGAACAAGAGGAUAACACGGGUAUGGGUGAGGUAGAAGGGGUUGGCGACUUGCUUGGUGAGCUGGGCGAUGAUGAUGCCGAUCUACUCAAUUCGCUGACGGCGGAAAUGGGAGAGGAUUUCAACAUUCUCGAGUACGCAGAUCCUGAGCUCGACACGACGGACGGCGAAAAGUCGAACCUCCUCGACAGUCUGGAACUCGACGACGAAAACAAAGAAUCCGAUGCCAAAAGCAAGCAAAAGCUGCAGUCGGACACUGCAGGUGAUGGCAUGGCGGAGCAACAGAACAAACAAACAUCCGCUGCGAAUGCUGGUAGACCGUCGUCUGGGAACGAGACUUUGAUGCCGAAUAUGGGAAAUACCGUAGUGACGGCUCAAAACACGAUGCAACCUGGACAAUUUAUGCCAAUGCAAGGACAGAUGAUGCAACAACCGCAGCUGCAGACGACAAUGCAACCACAACAGCAACAUCAGACGACAAUGCAACCACAACAGCAACAUCAGUUCGCCCAGCAACAGCUUAUCGGUUCGAGUCCUGUUCCACAGCAGCAAAUGCAGCAACUUCCGGGCGGUGCUCAAAUGAAAGCAAUCCGCCCGAACAUGUUGGGGCAAUCCCAGAUACAUCAAAUGCAUUCACAAAUACCACAACAACAGAUGCAACAGGGUGUCUUGAUUGGCGCAAAUCCCAUGGGACUUGGGCCUAGGAUGAUAAAUAAGGAUGGAACUGUUGGUAUUGUGAAUAUGAAGGCUGGUCUCAUGAACCAACAGCAACAGCGAAUGCAACAAUUGAAGCAAAUGGGUGCAGGAUUCGUGCAGAACAUUAUACCAGGUCAACCGCAACAGACGCGCAUUGUACAGCAGAUGCAAGGCAACCGUAUGAUACAGACGGUCACCAAUAUGCCUGGACAAGGGCAACCAUCCCAGCAGCAGCCGCAGCAGCUUGGGGGCGGUGGAGGUGGUAUACAGAACCAAACGCAAAUGGCCAUGCAACACCAGCAGCUGCAGAAUGUCCAGCCGCAAGCUCAGGGUCAGACAACUCAGCAGCAACAGCAGGGUGGCGUACCUGUUGCAGUUGGUCAGCCACCACCGCCGCCGUAUCCCGAACCUCCGCCACCGUAUCCGGGCAACCAAUCAAAUCCAAUGGGGACCGCUCCCGUUCAGGAACAACGACUAUUGCUGGAGGACAUGGUUGAGCAGGAAAAACGGGAGCAAGCUAAUCAACUGCAGCAAGUUAGCGAUAUGCCAGCUAACUUGUUGGCCGAUCAGCAGUACGAUGGCAUUAUGAACAAUCCACAAGGCAUUGUACGUGGGUCACAGCAGUCCGCCGGCAUGGUGGUUAAUCAGCUACAUCAAAACCAACAGCAGCAGCUUCAAUCACCACCAGGGAUGCACGGUCAGAUUCAGAUGCAAUCACCGAAUGGGACACAAUUCAUGCUUCAGCAACAACAGCAGCAACAGCAACAACGAAUGAACACCCACUGGCGCCCACCGACACCAGUACAGACAACAGCAGCAGCAGGAGCCGGUACGGUAUUGGGAGGACAAAUAUCUUCACAGCCCAUCGCAACCAAUAGUCAAAUGGCGAAAACAACUACCACUUUACAAACCGGUGCUGCAACAACAACGGCGCCCUCAACUGCAACGACCACCGAUCCUUCGGCCAACAAAUCAAUCCCACUGUUUCAGGCUAAUUUGCAACCCCAACCUCCACAACCACCGGAAACUAUCGCAACCGACCAGGACCGCGUGCUGCAGAUCAACUACGAAAAUUGGUUGAACCAACAGAAUACGGUGCUGUCGAACCAACUGAAGUACUAUGAAACGGAAAUAGUGAAACUGCGCAAGGUGAAAAAACAGCUCAACACCAAGCAGCGCCACUUGCGCAAGCAGGGUAACGAACUGACGGACAACGACGCCAAAGAGUUGCAGAAAAUAACUGCCGAUCAUGGUAUCAUCCAAAAGCAACUAGAAAAUGCGCGCCGUCAGCAACGGCAGCAUUCCGUUAUACUGCAGGACUACAAAACGAAGCAUCCGACGUCUAAACCAGCGGCGACAACUCCGACUCCGGUCGGGGCACCACCUGGCAGCUCUCCCGCUCAAUCACUUAUUGCCCCACCGUCUCCUCUCAUGUCGCCCUCACCCAGCUCGCAGCCAGGCUCGCUCUAUCAGCCUCCGGUACAGUCCCCGUUAGGCAAUCCUAUCCUGCAGCCGAAUCAAAGUCCACUGCAUUCGCCCAGCCCGCUCCUGUCACACAGUCCCGGACCAGCAAGCGUUAAUUCGGUCCUGCAAAGCCCAGGCGGUAAUCACACCAACUCAAACAGUGCUAUGUCUCCGUACAGCACGAUGCAACCUUCGCCCCGUAUCGGUACUCCACACUCCCAGAUUGACGAGAAUCCGUUCAGUCCUGGGCCGGCAGGUGGCCCAUCGCCGUCGCCAUCGAUACCCGGUAGACUGACAUCGCCAGCGCCAAGAAUGACCUCCCCGCAGCACCGUGUAGGCGGCCAGCAGCUUGUCGGUGCAACGGGCCGCAUGGUACCGAGCCCCGGCCACCAGUACACACAGCAAGGCAUGAUGCUACAGAACACCAUAAUGAAUCAACAGCAACAGCAGCAACAACAACAGCAGCAGCAACAACAAACGCGCUUUGUGCGCCCACAAAUUAUACCGAACGAUCCGAACGUAAGAAUGCGUGUUGCAAACAGCAUUCAAUUGCAACAACAACAGCAGCAACAGCAACAACAACAGCAGUUAAUCGGACAAAACCCAAAUGCCGUUCGCCAACAAAUGCAACCGGUUGGUUCGAGUGGCACAGCUAGCGGGUACAAUUCGCCCCUAGGCAGCCCCCAGCCCAUCAUGUCUCCAGGUGGGGGCAAUGUUGCUCAACAUCAGAUGCAACAACCGCAGCAAGGCAUAGAUCCCCGAACUAUACAGUUCAUGCAGCAACAGCAACGCAUUCAGCAGAUUCAGCAGCAACGCCAGCAACAAAUCUUGCAACAGCAACAACAGCAGCAACAACAACAACAACAACAACAACAACAACAACAACAACAACAACAAUCACCUCAACACGCAGCAGCGGGUAGUGCAAGUACAAUGAUGCAACAGCAACCAAACCAGCAACAAAUGCAAAUGAUGCAACAGCAGCAGCAACAAAUGCAGAUGCAUCAAAUGCAACAACAACAACAACAACAACAACAACAACAACAACAACAACAACAACAACAGCAGGCGCAACAGCAGCAGCAGCAGCAACAACAACAAAUGAAUUAUGCAAAGCAAAGUCCAAUUCACCAGCAACCACCUUCCCCAUUGCUAAGCAUUGGAGGCGGCGGAACCACACCUACAUCAUCCCCAAUGCCUCAAAGUCCGAUGAUGUAUUACGGGCAACAGCAGCAACAACAGCAGCAGCAGCAGCAGGUGCAGCAAGUUCAACAGCAGCAACAGCAGCAACAGCAACAGCAAAUACAGCAGCAGCAACUUAUACGACAACAGUCCCUACCGACCGGCGAUGGUAGCUACACAACCAAUUCUACCGUCGGGAGUGGUGGUGGUAGUGGUGGAGGAAUGAAUCACCCAUUGAAUCCACUUCCUCUGCCAUUCGGAACGUUUGGUUACAUAAAGUUAGGUCUACGUGGCGGAUCGCCAAUGUGGGGUAGUGCCAGGGGGAACAAGCGCGCCAAUCCAGUGGCUCAGUUUCAGCAGCAACAGCUACAAAAGCAAUUACAAAAACAGCAACAACAACAACAGCAACAACAACAACAACAGCAACAGCAGCAACAACAACAAGCGGGUGCUGCUACGAGCGCGGGCACUUCUGGACAGCGACCACAAGCAGUGACCACCAAGCAGCAAACCAUUAGUGCCAAUGCGACCUUCAUUCAGCACCGCAAUCGUAUCACGAUCGUGCAGAAAUCACUGGCAGGUACGAUGGGAGCCGUCACCUUAAAGCCGGUAAACCAAGUGAACCAACUGGGAGCGACAACUACGGUGGUCAAUAACAACAGCGGCGGUAGCAGUAGCAGUAGUAGCAGCGUCGAGGAGAUUGUCGUAAUCGACAGCAGUCCGGAUGAGAAGCAACAACGAUUGCUCGAUUACGAUGAUGAUAACGAUAAGACACUGGUCGAUGCGGAGGUUUCCCUGAACUCGGUCGCACACCAUGGCACGGAUGGGGAUGAAGCGAUCAUCGAGUCGUUUAGUACGACCCCAACCGGAUACGAGAUUGUUGGUAGUCCGCUCGAUUCGCAAAUAGUAUCCGGUGGUGAAUACAAUCUUUUCUCCGACGAUGUGGUUGAGUGUGUGGACAGCGAAGACGGUGGUGGUAGUGGUACUGGUGGUUCCGGUGGCGGUAUAAUUUCCAGCAUUACUAAGAAAGAUACCCGAACCGUUACGGUGGAAUUGCUAAUGGACGACAGUUCAAAGGACAAACCCUUGUUGGGCAGCUCCGAAAUAGAGAUUGUGGAGAGCGUCGAUGACAGCAACAUCACGACGACGGCAGAAGACUUCGAGGCGAUGAUCGAUAGUCGUCCAAUAGAAGGGACAACAGCAGACGGCGGCGGAGGGAUGAGUGAGACCACUAGUUCCGCAAAGUCGUCAGAAACUAUUAGCGUCCACCAGCAUCAGCAGCAGCGCAAGGAAGAGAAAACGGUUUCACCGACGAAAGAGAUGACCAUCGUAACGGUGCAGCACCAGCAGCAGCAAAACAGUCCCAAACCAAUUGCCUAUCCCGCGGGGACCAUUGCCAUACAGAAAACGCUGAUGCAAACCCGACCCAUUGUAUCCGCCGCCCACCAGCGGCUGGUGAAGGAUGCAACGGAAACAACGGCCAAGCUAUCGAUCGGAAAUACCACCAUCUCGGUGCCGAUACUGAAAAAAAGCUUCCCGAUGGCGACCGCCUCGAAGACGGGUGGGGGUGCGCAGGACCACCAGAACGCAGUCAGCCGCGCGACGACAACGGCGACGACGACGAAGAAGAUUCUCAACACGUCCGGGUUGUCGAUCAGCAACAUUUCGAAGAAUUCCGCCGGCGGAACGGUGAUAGCCGUGGCCGGGCAGAAGAUCAACACAACCAGUAUCGUAACGCUGUCGUCGCUGAACCUAAACCAGUCGGCUCCCUUCAUCACGAAGACCUUCGCUCGCCCCGGCACGGCCGCCGUUACGAUCCAGCAGCAAAAACAACUCCAAGCUCAGCAACUGGCGGUGGGUUCGCAGAUAAAAAUACAGCAAGCUCAGGCGCUCGCCACUCAGUUGACCGUUGCCAAUGUAGCAGUGGCCAGCAGCAGUAGCUUAACUUCCACAAACACCGCAACCAGUGUGCAAGCUACAACAGUUUCUUCGCAACAGCAACAACAACAGCAACAUCAGCCGCAGAUUGAAAAUAUAAUAUUGAAAAGCAAACCGAAGGCACCGUCACCGAGUUUGAGCUAUGCGAAGCUUUCCACACUCACCGUGACACAGGAUACGUCACUUCCGACCAAAAUCUUCGAAGAUGAUUCCAUCUCACCGGACAGCUCCAUCAGCCAGGAGGAUGCUGAUCAGUUGCCACUUGAGAAAUCGGAAGCGACCGCCUCCGACUCCCUGGCGGACGCAUUUGUGCAGGUGACCGAAGCGCCGGCAGAUGGCAAUCAGCAGCAGCCAGACGCAACGGCUGGAAAUAGUAAGCAAAAUGCUCCCACAACAACAGCAACAACAACUACUACCGUCGCCAGUACAAUUCCGGUGCACGUAAUAUCGAAAUCGAGGGAAAACUCACGCAGUCCCAUCCUACACGGUGGGGAGCGGCAAGGCACUCCAACUGGCCAGCGAAUCGUAUCGUCCAUACCGCAACUUUCGCCCCUGUCGCAACCGAAUGAGCUGACUUUGAAUGCAAUGAACGUGUCGCAACAAGUGCGUUCCAUCAUGUCGUCGAUUAAUGUAUCCAAUGCGACCACGGUCUCAGCGAGUGGGGCGUCCUCUGGGCACCAAGCCUCGACACCCUCAGCGAACGUCUCGUCCAGCAACAUAUCGACGAUAACGUUCGAUACAAUCAUCGGCUCGAAGGGUGAUAAUAUGAGCAAAACGGAAACGAUUGCCAGCAUCUUGAAGACGGUGUCGGGCAAGACUAUCUUACCGGCGGCCGCAAUCGCUUCAAACUCGUCGAACUUGAUUAAGGUGUCCGAGCACCAGCAGCAGCAGCAAGGUGGUGGAGUGGCAGCAGCAUCCGGACUAACGACGACCACCAUCACGUCCAUUCCCGGCACGAAGCUUAUCACACAGCAGUUGCAGUUGAGUCGCAUCCCCGGACAAGCGAUCGGCGGUGGCAACAACAACAUCCUGGUGGUGAAACAGGUGCGCGCUCCGAGCAAGCAGGCCGGCCAGGGUGGCCACCACCAAAAGCAACUGGUUGUGCUCACCCAGGGUGGUCAGGGUGGCCAGGGUGGUGGUGGGCAACAGAUAAAACUUCAGCCUCAUCAGCAGCAACAGCUGGCCAGCGGAAACAGUGUUAUCAUUCAGAGCCAACCAGCUGGUGGAAACAGUGGAGGAGGAGGAGCAGGCGGUGGAACCAAUGUCCAGGGUGGUAGCUUCGUAAAAAUUACCACCGCCACGCCGACCGUAGUGUCCGCGAGUGACUCGAUGGUAAAGACGGUCGACUCGAACAGUGCCAGUACUAUCGCUACCAUUCUCAGCAAUGCAAAUCAGCAGCAUCAGCAGCAAACAUCGCUGCAAUCAUUGAUUCCCCAGCAGCAAAACCAACAACAGCAGCAGCAGCAGCAGCAAAUUAUAUGCACCAAUCAAGCAACCGGGCAAACACGCAUCCUCAACUUGGGUACCGUUGUCGCCACUGUCAGUGAUGCCGGUCAGACCAAGUCCAUAGUAAUGAACAGCAGCGGCGGCGGUGGUACUCGCGCCGCUACGAUAACAAGUGUAAACGUAACACCCGUGGCUGUGUCUACUGCAUCACCCUCUACGAGCAUUCUUAGCGCAACUCUUUCCCAGCCUCUGGUGAAGGGCAGCAAUGCGUCGGCCAUCAGCACGCUGCUGCAAAAUCAGCUCCAGAGUUCGAACUCCUUCCGACGCUCAAAGUCCACUGAUGAGGCACCGGGCCAUGUGCAAGGGCGCGGCGAAUCGGCCUCGCAGAUCCUCUCGAAGCGGCUCAGUCUAGAAGCGGCCAACGUGGUCAAAAGUGAACCGGUGGAUAGUGUUUCCGACGACACGAACGUGAGCUCCUCCUCCUCGUCGACGACAGCGGCUUCAUCUGGGCCAAAGCAGCCAACACCUCCACCCUCGGCCGUUGGCUCAUCAUCGGCUGUAUCAAAAUCUGAAACGUCCACUGGAAGUGGGUGUAAGUUUUCCAGCAUGUCGUCUUCCACCUCCUCGGCCUCCUCGUCAGCCGGUGUGAUGUCAAAGUCUGAGGAUUCGCAAAAUGUAUUGCUGAAGCAGCUACUGCAGAACAGUGGAGGUAGCAGCAGCAGCGGGGUGUCAUCGCCAGCCCCGUCACCGAUCGGUCGUGCUGUGCCGAGUUUGAUAACCAACCAGCGAGCUCCCAGCUUGGGAGUGGUUAGUUCGCUCGAGGCACAGCUUGCCCGACCAGUGAUUCCUCCCUCGGCGAACCCGCCAGCCAUACAGAUCAUCAGCACUCAAUCGAUUGCGGCUGCCAUUACAUCCACGGCCACGUCCGCAUCAAUCGCUACGCCGUCCUCCUCAUUGACGUCGUCGUCAUCAAUGGUAACAACGCCUUCGACGCCCAUCGCAGCCUCAUCAGCAGGAUCGUCAACUGCUAUGGCUACCGUGACAGCCGUGGCCUCUUCUACUUCUGCAGUUGUUACGCCAGUUGAAACAACGAAACCGAAGCUGAUAUCGCGGGAAACGUCGUUCGUGUCGAAACCGGCCGGUAUAUCGUCGAGCCAUCCGACACCGAACCUAGCUGCCAACAUGCUUGCCGCAAGUAUCAAGAAGGAGGAAAUGUUACAAGCGGCAGCAGCAGCAGCAGCCGGAUUCCCAAAUGCUAGCACUACCAUUGCACAAGGCGCAACGGUACAGGUUGAAUCCGGCUCGAUUACCGUGACCCAGAUCCAAACUCCUCAGCCGGUGACGUCCAGUGGCUCCCAGCUCCCGAUGGUAGCCACAAAACCCCCACAACAACAGCAACAGCUCACCAUCCAGCAGCUACAACAGCAGCAACAGCAGCAGCAGGCCACAAAUCCGAAUGCGAUUGGGCCGGUAGGCGGCACCAUUGGUGAGACCAACAUAACCAUAAUCAAGCGAGAAAUCAUCGCAAACCAAUCACCGCAAACAACAGCUCAAGCGUCGACUGCCACAACAACCCCACUGCAAACGGCGGGUGGCAUCAGUGUGACGGUAACAUCGAAGAACACUGUAGGAGAACCCGAUUCGAAACGAUUCGCCCCAAGUCCGGUGAUUGCGAAUGAUUCUACGACCACAUCGGCUCCGGGAUCACGACCCACAACACCCCAGCAGCAGUCUACCUCCAGACCUGCUUCGGUUACUCCCCGCUCGGGCACUCCGGUUGAAGGCAAAGAAUCCGAUCAGACACCUGGCGGGCAACAGCAGUCGCCAUCGGUCGCUACGACAACCACUAUGUCGAGCACGAUAACGACACCCUCAACAAUGGGACCUCCGACACCGUUGACGAUGAAAUCGUCUCCAGCAGCUCCCGGUGGCGGUGAUCCAAUGGCUGGCACCUCCUCCACUAGCACUGCCAUUGCAACUCCUCCAAACAAGGAGGGACAGACGCAGGAUGCUGCUCCUGCCGGUUCGGUUCCACCGGAAGUACCUGAGAAAACGGCAGCCGAAAUUGCUCUCGAGCUAAAGAAGAAAAAGCGUCGAGAGUAUCAGAAAAACAGGCGCCAAAUGCAAAUUCAGUCGAACAAAGACAACCAGUCACACAGUCAGGCGAAGAAGAAGCCGAAAAAGUCGGUAAAAGUGGAGGAAGACUACGACACUUGCAUCGACAACCUGAUGGCACAGCUGCGUCAGCUGCCACCUAUGCAAAUCCUCGAACCCCAAUUGCCCCGAAACUACGGCGUAUGCCCCGUGUUUGGCACGGGCGAUCUGGCCAAGUUCACCAACCUAAAGGGCUACUCGAUAGCAUCCGGUGACCUGACGGGAAGCUACGGCAGUGCGCAGCUACCGUCUGUAGCAGACUUUUACAACACGAAACCGUUCGGUGUGAAAGACCCGCCACCAGAGCCGGUACCGACGUCGACACAGCGUGGCUUCUACGAUCAGGAGUUUGCACCGAUCAAAUUCGAAACGGAGGAGCGUCAUCGGUAUGAGUUUGUGCGCGACCGGGAUCUCGAUUCGCCCGACACCAUUAUCAGCACCUCUAGCCCCGAGUGCAUACGCUGGGAAUCACCCAUCUGCUUUCCCGGCUUGCGCUUGAUCAAGGAAGAACCGGCCGAGGACGAUCAGGUAACCGUCUAUAGGCAAAUGUCCCCAGUCAUACCGAUCCUGGCGCCCAUUCCGAUACGGCUGCGGAAGGGUAUGACGUUGUCGGCUGAAGGUGGCCGUCCGAAUGGGGUGUUCGGCUCAAACGAAAGCAACAAGGAGAACGAAGGCGGUAAGGACACUGUGAUCGGCGGCAUCAGGUCACGGUUCGGUCCACCGACUCCUCUGAAGGACACGAGCAAUGUGACGGUCACGUUGACACUUACCUCCUCCGCUGCCGAGGACAUUUUCGGCGUCUUACGUGACCUGGCAAACAUACUGGACAUUCCUCCACCGACGACGUACCAGAUAGUGGAACGAACGAUGUCUCCCACCAGCCAAAAACUGGGACUGUAUCGCACCAAGGGGCGCGACGGAAAGGAAGGCACCUCGAUCGACAUUCAAACCAUCCUGAACGGAUCGGCCCGCUUCUGCCGGCAUUGUGAUGUGGUCAUCCUGAACAGUAUCAUCAUCGCACAGGCCUCCGAGUUUCCUUUGCUAUCCAAUGGAUCGGCUGCUGCUAGUGGUCAGGAGUUGGAAUCUGAAGAGCUGUACUUCUGCGGCGAGCAGUGCUAUCGACAAUUCAAGUGGCGUCCCACAAACGUCCUGGACGAGGAAGGAAACACCACACGAACCACCGAACAAACCGUGGUCCCCACAGGAAGCGGGGAAGGUCCUCCCGGUGCGAGCCGAAAGUCCACGGCUGUCAGCGGUGUAGAAAUCAAGCAGGAAAUUCUAGAGGACGUAGAGAUGGAGGAAGUCGCCUCACAAAACUCAUCCACGACGGACGCAUCGCUGAGCGGAGAGCGCAAAAAGAAACACCCGGACGACGGUGCUCCAGAGCGGGACGUGCUUGUUGGAGCGCCACCUGCCAAGCAGGUGCGGGGCGUCCGGUACAAGACGUACAGUCCGAACUGCUUCCCCGUGCAGCGCUUCAAGAAGCCGACCGAGAAGGAAAUCACUGAGACGUUGUUCCGCAUGAGCAUCACCGUGACUCCGUCGCCGAAGAUGCCAGACGACACCCGGCGCUGCAUCUUCUGCCACACGGUUGGAGACGGCGUGGCGGACGGUCCUUCGCGGCUGCUGAACUACGAUGUCGACAAGUGGGUGCACCUCAACUGUGCCCUCUGGUCCGACGGGGUGUACGAAACGGUGAACGGCGCCUUGAUGAACCUGGAGAACGCGCUCCAGCAGAGCCUAACCUCGGUGUGUGCGUUUUGCAACAAUCUCGGCGCGACAAUCAAGUGCUUCAAGACGCGCUGCGCCAACGUGUACCAUCUGAGCUGCGCGAUGAAGGAUAGCUGUGUGUUUUACAAGAACAAAACCACCAUGUGCCAGACACACGCACCGAAAACGGAGAAGGACUCGGAGCUGACGACACUCAGCGUGCAGCGGCGAGUGUAUGUCGAUCGGGACGAAAGCCGCCAGGUAGCGUCCGUGAUGCAUCACUCGGAGUCGAGCAACUUGCUACGGGUGGGCAGUUUGAUCUUCCUAAACGUGGGUCAACUGUUGCCUCAUCAGUUGCAAAACUUCCAUACACCCAACUACAUCUACCCGAUUGGAUACAAGAUCAUUCGUUUCUAUUGGUCUAUGCGCCAUCCGAACAAACGGUGCCGAUACAUCUGCUCGAUCGCAGAUGUCAGCGGACGGCCCGAGUUUCGCGUACUUGUCCAGGAAACGGCUGAGCCAGACAUAGAAUUACGCGACGCCACACCGAAGGCCGUCUGGCAUCGAAUCCUAGAGGAGAUGGCGCAGCUGCGCAAAAACUGCCACAUCGUUCAGCUCUUCCCGCGCUAUGUCACCGGUGAGGAUCUCUUCGGGCUGACCGAACCGGCCGUGGUGCGCAUCCUCGAGAGCCUGCCCGGCAUCGAAACACUCACAGACUAUCGCUUCAAGUACGGACGCAAUCCGCUGCUCGAGCUCCCGUUGGCUAUCAAUCCGUCCGGGGCCGCCCGAACGGAGGCAAAGCUGAAGCACACGCUGUCGUGGAAAAAACCGCACACCCAGCGAACCGGUUCGGCCAGCCAGCGACCAACGUUCGUGCCGACCAGCUCGCCAGCCGGAGAAGUUGCCUGCCCGUACAGCAAGCAGUUUGUGCACUCGAAGAGCUCCCAGUACAAGAAGAUGAAGCAGGAGUGGCGCAACAACGUAUUCCUAGCCCGGUCAAAAAUACAGGGCCUUGGGCUGUACGCAGCACGCGACCUGGAGAAGCAUACCAUGGUGAUCGAGUACAUUGGAGAGGUGAUCCGCACCGAGGUGUCCGAAUUGCGUGAAAAGCAGUACGAGGCAAAGAACCGUGGUAUCUACAUGUUCCGGCUAGAUGAGGAGCGUGUCGUCGACGCAACGCUCAGUGGAGGGCUGGCGCGAUACAUCAACCAUUCGUGCAAUCCAAAUUGUGUCACAGAAACGGUCGAAGUCGAUCGUGAGCUACGUAUCAUCAUAUUCGCGAAACGGCGCAUCAAUCGAGGAGAGGAGCUGUCCUACGACUACAAGUUCGACAUUGAGGACGAUGCCCACAAGAUUUCGUGUAUGUGUGGCGCACCGAAUUGCAAGAAGUGGAUGAACUAAGCAUAUAUAUACAAUGCAUACUCCUCAAUCUGUAAAGAUGUUUACAUCCGUUUUGUCCAAACGCACACACGCACAUGCUUUUUGCCCACUUUUAUUCUAGUAGGAUUAAUUUUUGUUUCCCUCUUUCUACGGAACCUUCGUGAUGCACGACUUUGACGACCAUGUUGAUAAUUAUGACGAAAGAUUUUGUGUAUAUAAGUUCUAUUUGUACAUGGAUAUUUGGUAGCUAGUAUUAAUUCUAUGUUGCAAAUUCCGGUGUCAGCGCCAUUGUGUCCACCACCAUCGUUGGUGGUUUAGCAGAUAGGUUUUGGCCGUACAAAAAGAUGAAUAAAAUAAUCACGAAAUACAGUGCUUUUAGAAAGCAGUAUGAGCUAUGUAGUUAAAAACAAGUGCUGCAAACACUGCAGGUGCAGUGCACUGCAAGGGAUGCUGCUCUGAACAUUAAAUGAUACGAUAAGUGAGUAGAACAAUAAGUGAUAGUUACAAAAUGAAAUAAUGGACACGAAAAUUUUUAAUGACCAUGUUACACAAUAACGCAUGUUAACGGAUACUAAAAUUGACCUUCCCCUAUUGCUAUUAGAAUUAGGAGCAAAAAAGUAUAUAAAAAAAUAUAUAUACAUAAAUAUAUAUUUUCGGACGAUUAUUUUAGCAGUCUAUUUUGCUAUAUACAAGGUAAUAGUCAACAAUAGAGAACAAAAAUGGCAAUGGUGCAGAAGGAACAAAUUAUUGAAGAAUAAACUUUAAAAAAGACCUAUAAGAAGGACAAGUCCACGCUUUAUGCCGUUGAUCGUCACCGGACAGGCACCCAUUUUCCGAGGGUGAAAAAGAAAAUAAAGACCAGGCAAGAUAAGGGUAAUAGCAAUGAAAUAGUCUCGCCAACGGACAGGUGUACUGAGGUGAAGGUGGGAUAGGAUAUAAUUUUAAAUAUAUAUUGAUAAAUAAGACG
Molecule: messenger RNA, 21750 nt
Organism: Anopheles coustani
Lineage: Eukaryota; Metazoa; Arthropoda; Insecta; Diptera; Culicidae
Product: histone-lysine N-methyltransferase 2D-like
Exons: 20
Coding region: 513-20804 (6763 amino acids)
Biological process (GO): positive regulation of transcription by RNA polymerase II
Cellular component (GO): nucleus; MLL3/4 complex
Molecular function (GO): transcription coactivator activity; histone H3K4 methyltransferase activity; histone binding
Source: RefSeq, a predicted model, not a curated record